Messenger RNA from Brassica oleracea var. oleracea, 423 nucleotides. RefSeq names its product major pollen allergen Ole e 10-like. The coding region runs from base 44 to 400 and encodes 118 amino acids. Lineage: Eukaryota; Viridiplantae; Streptophyta; Magnoliopsida; Brassicales; Brassicaceae. The record is from RefSeq and is a predicted model, not a curated record. The transcript has 3 exons.
GCAGAGCUAUAGAAGAGUUCUCAGACGUCAAGCAAAAUCAAAUAUGCCUAAAGCACACAUAAGUAUUUGUUUGAUCAUCUCUUUAUACUUUUCUUCGGAAAAUUUCACGAGAGUAAACUCACAGAGUCAGGGACAUUGGUGUAUAGCAAACCAUGUUAUGGAUAAUGAAAGAUUACAAAAGAACAUAGAUUUUGCAUGUUCUAAAAUCGAUUGUCGGAUUAUAAUGGAAGGAGGUUCAUGUUAUGAUCCUAAUACUCCGCUUAAUCAUGCUUCUGUCGCCAUGAAUCUUUAUUAUCAAGCUCAAGGAAGACACCAAAGGGAUUGCUACUUCGAAGGCUCUGGUCUCAUUACAGUCAUUGAUCCUAGCUAUGGUUGUUGCAAGUAUCAAUAUCGUAAGUAAGAGGAUGCAAAGCUUUGUAUUGG